This is a messenger RNA of Panonychus citri (citrus red mite), 3362 nucleotides long. RefSeq names its product zinc finger protein 236-like. Gene Ontology annotation, cellular component: nucleus. The record is from RefSeq and is a predicted model, not a curated record. Gene Ontology annotation, biological process: regulation of transcription by RNA polymerase II. Gene Ontology annotation, molecular function: RNA polymerase II cis-regulatory region sequence-specific DNA binding; DNA-binding transcription factor activity, RNA polymerase II-specific. Lineage: Eukaryota; Metazoa; Arthropoda; Arachnida; Trombidiformes; Tetranychidae. The transcript is spliced from 7 exons. The coding region runs from base 109 to 3015 and encodes 968 amino acids.
UCGAUCGUCUGCUGAUCAUGUGCUGAGCUUUAAGUGAAUCUAUUUACAUUUAACUUAAUUUCCAAUUUGAUUGUUUUCCCUCUAAUUAAAUUAAUUUUCUUCUCAAAAAUGACCAAUUCCGACGAAGAGGUUGUUGAGUCAAAUGAAGGUAAAGUCAAGAAGGAAAAGGAAAAGGAAAUUACUGCUAAGCAGCCCUUAAGGACUCUUCCCAUGAGGCAAGCUAGGAUCAAUGCCGCGUUAACAUUAGAUGUACAAUCGCGAGACUCCAAUAGAGUUUUAAGAUCAUCAAAACCGUCAACUAGUAGUAACUCAUCGACCACUAAAUCUCCUGUUAAAAAAGCCUCCAAGACUUUAACCACAAGCACUUCUACUUCAACUAAGAAAACCGUUAAAUCAAAAGGUACUGACGCAUCCACAUCCACAUCAAUAGCCAAACGUCCUGUAGUUGUUACUCAACAAGUAAUUCGAAGGCCUUCCCUUAGAGCUGCUCGUCGUCGUAUCAAAGCUAAAAAUAUAAAAGCUCGAUCAUCCAAGUGUCAACUUUUCUUCUGUGACAAAUGUGAUAAAGUUUAUGAUCAUUAUAGCGAGUUAGUAUACCAUCAACGUCGCCAUACUGGGGAAAAGCCCUUUGCAUGCACAUGGCCUGGUUGUUCUGCCGCUUUUUCUGCCUCCAAUGCUCGAGUUCGUCAUAUGAGAAUUCACACUGGUGAAAAGCCUUAUGUUUGCCCUCACAGUGAAUGCGGGCGAAGAUUCACUUAUUGGAAGGACCUUAAGCUCCACAAGUUACGCCAUUCAGGAGAGAAACCUCAUAAAUGUACUUGGCCUGGUUGUUCAUCGAGAUUUUUCCGUCGAGAUGAUCUAAAGCAUCACCGAUAUACACAUACAGGUGAAAAGCCUUACAAAUGUACAUUUCCUGGAUGUGAAUCCGCUUUCACUCAAAAAUCUCCAUUAAACUUACACAUGAGGAAAAUUCAUAAAAUACUUCCUGAUAGUAAACCCCCAGAUAAAUCUCAGGUUAACCAAGUAAAUAAAACCAAUGAAGCUUGUAACGGUGAUGCGGUAAUUAGUAAUAAUAUAUCCACUCCAUUUGAAUAUCCAGUUUACCAAACAGUUUCCAAUAAUAUAAUUCGUGAAUCAGUACCAAACAAUCAGGUACAAAUGCCUGAUUCUAAUCAUAUCCAUCACAAUAAUAAUAAUAACCAUGUUACAAACAACAUGAUGUAUGUCAAUUCCAAUCAAAAUGUUCAAUGUAUGGCAGUUGCUGAUAAAUUGAGCUCCAUUUUGGUUACAUGUGACGUUUCACCGGCCACUGUACAUGGAGUAAGUCAUCAAUUUAACCAAGAUGUCAAUGGUUGGCCUGGUUAUACUUAUGUACCAGAAACUGUCGAUUUAAAUCAAAAUAUGUCAAACACUACACGACCUUUAGGUGCACAACCAUUAGCAAAUUCAUCUUGCAUGAAGGAACCAAAUGUAAUCACUAAACCCUCCGAUCAAAGCAUGAACCAUUUACCGAAUUUAGAUGAUCUCCUUGCCGAUGCAUGUGCCGCAAGUCAAAUUCCAAUGGAUAACUCGAUUAACAUUACCAAUAAUAGUAAUAAUAAUAAUAAUCUAAAUUCAGUUAAUCAAGGCACAAGUUCAUCUUUCCUUGCAAAUGAAACCAAUUGUGUAGUAACGACGCUUAUCCAAUCAAACAACGUUAACGUUUCAACUUCGAUGCCGACUUUAAAUGCGAAUUUGAGUCCAACAUCAAGUACCACCGCUCCUACUAAUGUAUCCUUAACUACUUCUAUUUCGACAUCUACUAAUGAAACUUCGCAACAAACUAAUAGUCCAUCAAAAGAAUUAACUUCAAAUUCGAUUGAAAAAAAUACUACUACUGAAUCGACUCAAGAGACCAAUUCUUUAGAUGCUAAUAAGAAAAGUGGAAAGGCUCAAGAUUCUGUUAAAACGACUGAAGAUGCAAGUACAUCCCCCAUCAAAUCUCCAAGACCAAUUCGAAAACGUGCAAACUAUCGUAUCAAAGCGCCUGAGACAGUUAAAAAGAUCGUUGUUGCUAUAAUUCGACAAAAGCCUGUGAUUGAAACUAAGUCAUCAAAGAAAAAAUCAGCCACAAAAAUCGAUAAACUUGGUGCUAAAAGAACCAUCGCCAUACAAACGACUAAAAGACAACCAGCCGAAAAAACUAAAGAUGGUAAAUUUAAAUGCGAUUAUUGUGAACGUGAAUUUAAAGCCAAACAUGAUCGAGAUUGUCACCAUAUGACCCACACCGGAGAGAAACCAAGAGUUUGUGAUUGGCCUGGUUGCGAUUAUCGAUGUAUAACCAAGAGUAAAUUAACUCGACAUCAACGUAAACAUACAGGCGAACGUAAUUACCCGUGUGAUUGGCCUGGUUGUGGUAAAGCAUUUUCAACAAGUCGCCAUCAAAAGGAGCAUAAAAGGACUCAUACCGGAGAGAAGCCAUUUAAAUGUGAUUAUCCAGGUUGCGAUAAAUGGUUCGCUCGUAAAGAUCAUAUUAAAAAUCAUCGAUUCACUCACACAGGUGAGAAGCCAAGAAAGUGUCCAUACCCUGGAUGUGAGGCCGCUUUCAUUCAAUUAUCGCCCCUCAAAAAGCAUAUGGAGCUUCAUAAACGUGACAAUGGUCCAGUUCCUAAUCGAACCCGUAAACGUAAAACUGGAGUAAAUACUGGAACCAAUGAAGAUCCAGACCAGUCUAUUGUCAACGAGUGUCCCAAUAAUCAAACGACGACUAUUAGUAAUGCCUCUAACAAUGUUACUAUUAAUACAAAUCCAAUCCAAUUGGAUCCAUUGACACUUGAAAUGGUCACUAGUCGAAUGGUUUCUCAACAUAAUCCACCAGUUCAAGCGUUCAAUAUGCUAGUGCAACAACAACAACAAGGACAAGAAAAUCAAAACGUUUGCCUAACUGGUUACGAAUCUAACAAUACAAUUAAUCAUAACAAUCAACCAGUUAACAUUGAUUAUGAAGUUUUGUUUAGACAUCCAACUUAUUGUUGAAAUAAGUAUACAUCAAACAACGAGUUCUAGCAAAACAAUUUCAACUCCAUUCCGUUUAAUUACUUGUGUUCAUAAAACUAAAAUCUAAUUGUCAUAUCUAACAAUUAAUAUAUAAAUAUAUAUUUCAAUAAUAACUAUAAAAUAAUUAACAAUUAUCACAAAAAAAAGACAAAUCUAUAUACAUCAUAUAAAUAUGUAUAUUAUAUAUGCUACUAUUAUAAUUUAUUUGUUAUGAAUGUUUAAGAAUGACAAUAAUUAACCACCGCAAUCAAUAAUUAACUUUAAUUCAAUUUUCUAGAUUAUUAUUUUGUCCAUUUGAUAAAUGAUUAAAUGCUUCUAAAUAUAAA